AGGGCCCGAGCAGCCAGCAUUUGGGCGGUUCUAAGGCAGCUGCUGUGGCAGCACCGGCGUGACCGGCUUCUCAGACCACAGCCAUCUCGGGAGAACCGGCCAGCUGAGACUGGGGACAAGGUGGCAGGAACUAGAGCCUCAGGUCUGGCACACACCCCUGGCUACCUGUUCGCCUGCCUUGGAUUAGAGCUGCCUUCAUGAACAGGUUCAGGCUGGGUUGGCACAAGACUGUCCCCGGUCCCUCUCUAAGAGGCACUGGCUCCCUGUGCUCGAAGGUGAGGCAGAAAGGGAAAGACAGCUCUGCUGCCUGACACGCCACUGACAGACUUGGCCUUGACCUUGAUGUUGGCCUCCUGGGCUCCCCAGACAGGAGGAGGCUCUCAGUCAGGGGUGUGGAGGGCUGAGUUGCCACAUACCUGGGGCAGGUGUGGGAGCAGAGGGGACUCUCUUGGACACACCAGAGGAGCAGAUCCGAGCCAGCAAAGGAGGGAGGGGCUGGCUAGACCAGCCCUGGGAUGACUGAGCUCAUUCUGCGAGAGGACCCCUUGGGAAAAACUGAAGGGACACAGUAUCAUCUCUUCCUCCUCACACAAGAACGCCGUAUGAGCAAAGAAACUGGGCUGGUGGGAGAGGUGGGGGCCUCACACCACCUUGCCCAGUCGGUUCUCCCCUACAGCUGACCCUGGCCAGAAGCGUCCCCAACCCCCAGAGCCUGCUCUUGGGAGACGCUGAUGCUUCUUGCCACACAUUUGUUACAUAUUAAUAAAAGGCAAGAGCACCAGGCUGGAAUCCUGAAACCUUGUCUCUGGGGAACCUGGGGGCGGUACCCCAAGUCCUGAAUGACCCAGGGGCUACCAGGGGAGCUGUGCCAGUCCAAGGCACCCUGGAAAAACCUAAGGCUAGCGUCUGACACAAAGGAAUGUAAAAGUGAAGUCACCCCGCCUCGCAGUCAGAAACUCUGGCCAACUCUGGCCGCUGGCAGCCCCCUCCCGUGCCCAGCUCUGCCCAGCAGCCCCCACAACGGGGUCUCAGGCUCACUGUCAUCACCAGCAUCUCUCAUCCUGGGCAGUGCCAGCACAGAGCAGAGGGGCCCCACCAGCUCUCCUUCCUUGAGCCACCAGGGGUGUGAAGGGCACAGCCUGCCAGGAGCCCCGGCAGGAAACCAGCUCAGCAUGGCAGCCAACAACUUCGUGCAGGAGAUGCGCUCAGUGGGCGAGCGGCUGCUGCUCAAGCUGCAGAGGCUGCCCCAGGCCGAGCCUGUGGAGAUUGUGGCCUUCUCGGUCAUCCUCCUUUUCACAGGGAGGAACGUCCAUUUGUUGCUCGCUGGAGGCAUCGAGCCCAAAGACACACCAUCCCUUCGGUGUCUACUAGCUGCAGAGGUUCACAUGGACACACUGAUAACUAAACAGAGGGACAUCUGGAAUGAUGAGUUCUGGGAUAACCCCUGGGACCAGGGGAGCCUGGUAGUGAUCGGCUUAUUCAUCACCAUGUUCCUGUUUCUCUUCUUGUUUGCUACUAUGUUUGGUUUAUGCUUUCCGCUUGAGAAGAGCAACGAGUAUGAAGAGUCGUGACCUGCCUUUCUGGGGGCCAAGGAUGGGGCCACCUGUUAUCCACAGUCAAAACCCCCUGUACCUUUUCCUCAAAACCCUCUUAACAGUCCAGAGUUACACAUGUUCUUAUGUGAUUAUCUGAUAAGUGCCUGUCUUCCCCACUGGACCAAGUACCAUAAGAGCAGGGGUUGGUCCCUUUGUGCUCACCACUGUGUCCCCCACGACCAGUGCACCUGGCACAGAGUAUCAACCAAUAUUUGCUGGUUGAAUAAAUGAAUAAAUGAACGACUGAGCAAGCCAACAGAUACACAGAAAGCUGCUGGGCUAUUGGCUCCCCCAGCGCAGAGUCCAGGAGAUGACAUAGCCCAGUUCCACCUAGGCCUAAACACAGAACACAGAGCUGUUUUCCAUCUCAGACAAGGUGCCAAGGCCCCUGGGCCACAGGUUGCUUCCAACCCGAUGACCGUUCCUUUUGACACUAAAAAAUAAAGAUCCCUGUUAUGAAUAAUCGAAUGCUCUGCGUGGCCAGCGCUCAGAGAAAGUAGCUGCAGGUAGAGGAGAGAGGAAGCCUGCUGGCGUCCACCCUGGUCACAUUCACCUGACGCAAGUGUCUUUUCUGUUGGUCUAGAGCUCCCCAGGUACCCCUCACAGGGUCCCACAGCCACAUGUCCCCAGACCCUACAACGCCGCCUUUGUAGAAAUGUACCCACCUCUGCCAAAGCCACCACAUUGGCCUGUCCCUUGCUGCCAGGUCCCUCCCCCACCCUUCCUUAGCAAACAGCUGCUUCAACUUCAACUCAGGGCU
Messenger RNA from Hipposideros armiger (great roundleaf bat), 2355 nucleotides. RefSeq lists its product as uncharacterized. Lineage: Eukaryota; Metazoa; Chordata; Mammalia; Chiroptera; Hipposideridae. The coding region runs from base 840 to 1571 and encodes 243 amino acids. The record is from RefSeq and is a predicted model, not a curated record. The transcript has 4 exons.